This is a messenger RNA of Bipolaris sorokiniana ND90Pr, 1302 nucleotides long. RefSeq lists its product as uncharacterized. The record is from RefSeq and is a predicted model, not a curated record. Bases 1 to 1191 code for a protein of 396 amino acids. Lineage: Eukaryota; Fungi; Ascomycota; Dothideomycetes; Pleosporales; Pleosporaceae. The transcript is spliced from 7 exons.
AUGGAUAUGAACAAGCCUUUAUUUCCAGCUCCGCCUGGCUAUGUUGUCGAUCUUUCCAAUCCCCAGAGGACAGGUGAGGCUGCGAAUCUAUGGGUGGGAGCAGUUGGAAUGAUUCUUUCUACCUUAUUCAUGGCUGUUCGUAUCUAUACAAAGACAAGAUUUGCAAAAUGCUUGUCUGCAGAUGAUGUGGCUUUGAUUGUGGCUUGGAUCCUCUCAGUCACAAUCCAAAUGAUUAUACUCGUUCAAUAUAGGGGAGGAACACUGGGUGUUCACAUUUGGGAACUGAGCGGGAACCGCGUCAAUUUUAGUCUGAAUCUGGUCAACGUUGCUAGCAUCCUCUACUGCCCCUUUCUGGCGAGCGCAAAGCUGUCUCUUCUGUUGCUAUACCUUCGAUUAUCGCCCCUGCGCUGGUUUCGAAUCUGUGUGUAUGGCGGAAUUUUCAUAGUCGUCGGAUACAGCAUUGCCCUCCUCUUUCCGCUUAUCUUCGCCUGUACACCCUUUAAGAGAAAUUGGGACAUUACGAUCACAGAGGGGAGUUGUAUCAAUCGCACACCACUCUACAUGGCAACUGCUGUGUUGAACAUGGUGACAGACAUUUUACUGCUCAUCUUACCCAUACCUAUGGUUGUUAAGCUACAGGUUCCAAGGGCGCAGAAAGCGGGCUUGUUGUGCAUUUUCGGAGUCGGAUCGCUGACUUGUAUCACCAGCGGAGUGCGUCUCGCCCUCUUGUUCCCAUUGCUCAGCACCAUUGACCAGACAUGGGCCAUUGUCAUGCCCGGAAUAUGGAUUCUCAUAGAAGCCAACCUCAUCAUCAUAACUGGCUGUCUACCGGCAAUGCGUCUGUUUUUACGCCAUGUCGCACCACGUGUGAUUGGAGAAUCGUCAUUCAACAGCCGUAAGCAAACUCGAGGAUAUACAACCGACUCACACGGUGCCCAUUCAGAGCUUCAAACGAUAGGCUCAAAACAUAUGAAUAGGGCGUACAAUCAGAUGGAAGAUGAUAGUGUCAGUGUUGGCAGUGAUGAAAGAGCGGCUGCAGGAUGGCAGGGUGAUGGAUCGUCUGAGCGCAGUAUCGUUGUUUCGCCUGCAGGUAUCACGAAAACCCAGAGUUUCGCAGUCAACAGCGAGAUCUGUAACGAUGGUGGCAGCAAGCAGGGGCGUACUAGUGCUUGUGGUAUACACGCGCUCUAAACUUAUUGCUAAUUCUAGGUGUACAAAACAUAGACCGUUAUAAUGGCAAAGUGUUGAUCACGCCAAAAAGUCCACCUUUGGUGCAGGUGAGAUGAAGGGUAGAUUGUUGAU